Molecule: messenger RNA, 3505 nt
Organism: Gadus morhua (Atlantic cod)
Lineage: Eukaryota; Metazoa; Chordata; Actinopteri; Gadiformes; Gadidae
Gene: hs3st1l1
Product: heparan sulfate (glucosamine) 3-O-sulfotransferase 1-like1
Exons: 3
Coding region: 2128-3054 (308 amino acids)
Molecular function (GO): [heparan sulfate]-glucosamine 3-sulfotransferase activity
Source: RefSeq, a predicted model, not a curated record
CGUUUAUGUUCAAAUAUAAGUAUAGCCUGUAAUAUGUUACAAGCAAAAUAAUAUAUAUAGGCUUGGCUAUAUAUAUAUAUAUAUUUCAUCUUUCUACCAAUACAUGACUUUAUGAUAAUAUGCAAUACAUUACAAUUACAGCAUUACAUGGUUCCACAUAGCCAGGCAUGGUGUAACGUAUCAUAUGGUGUUAUACAAUAUCACAAAUCAUAGCUGAGUGCUUGCGCAGGCGGAUGUGCGAGGUAGCACUAUCAGAGAGAGGUAGAGAGCAAGAGUGAGGGGUUAAAGGCCCGAGACCACCGCCUCUUCCGGGGGGGACAAUGCAAAGAUUUGUGUGUCGCCAUGGUGACUAAUUUCACCACACAUCUUCAACCGCUGUGAACGACCUGGCAGUGAGCAAUCAUGGAAAAUAUCCUGGCCGGUCUUCCUACAAAAAUGUAACAAAUCACAAAACACGCUAAACAAGGAGUCACGGUGGGUUGGUACAGCCGGCGUCGCAAUUGCAAGAUUAUUUGUGUCCUUCGUUAUCAUUUUGGUAAGGCAUUAAAAAGUAGUGCUGCGAGGCCUGGGAAAGGCUUGGAGGAAGGCUGGUGAGGGUUUAUAUUCCUUCAUAUUCCUGAGCUGGGGAUUAUCUUUAAAAAGUCCAUUCAUAUUUCAUCAAGACGGCAAUUAAAGUUGAAGUGCCCAUUAAAUCCAUUUUCUUAGCCUGUUUAAAAAUGUAGGCGUCAAAUAACUUGUCCAUUAAUUGAGGAUGUGAUUUUGGGGGAGGUUUAAUAAAUGUAAUACAACCUUUGCAUUCAUUUCACCAUAGUUUUGGUUGGCUGUCAAAAGCAACCUAGAUAAUGCUCAAACUAAAGACAGACUCUCAAUUUCGUAUGUUCAAACAAACACAAAGCAGAUAUCCUGCCAAAUCACCUACCUAUGACAAAAAGUAUCUUCAUGAAAGCAUUCCACUGGUUUUCAAACAGCAUGGUUUUAUCAGUGGACAUUUUAUUAGUUUGACAUAGAAACAUGAGUUUACAAUCCCUCAUUGUUUCUGAGGCCUUGAGGACAGCUAUGACUCCAAAACAUAUCCAUAUUUAAAGAGUCAGCAUAAUAUUAACUACAAAUUACUGAUACAUCUUUUGUUCAGUUUCAUACUGCUCUAAGCUACAACGAUAACAACACCAUAAAAACAAUGCAUAUAAUUAUUUUGUUUUCCGGGAGUGCUCAUUUAAUAUAAUACUUAAUAAUAAUACCGCCACCAGAAGGUGUUCUGCAUGACCCUAAGGCAAAAUAACAUCUCAAAUGUGAGAGUACCUGCCAGCAGUUUCCUUGAAAUUGUUUGCAAUCACUCUUGCCAUUUACCCAUAAGGCAUCAUUUCAUUCACAGUUAGGGGAUAAUAAAAUUCUCACAUGGUGAAGCACAAAAAAUAAUGCCCCUACUUGCUAACACAGCCACUCUACUCCAAAGAAUUGUAUUACCCUGGUACCCUUGGAAAGAGGUCACCCAUGAACACAAUAGGCAUGCUAAGCUAAGGUUAAGACACCCGACCUCCAUGCUGGAAUACGAUGGAAUUAUAUCAGGGUGAGCUGAUGUAACUUCGGAGGGAAUUAUGAAACUAUGCCUGACUUCGUCUGCCCCGAUGAAAAAUGCAUCUGCCAGAGAUUUUUUCCAGGCCAGCAAGGUGGCUGCCGGGGACGGCAGUGGGAGCCAGUCCGACCAUUGUCUCGUCUUCUCUACGAUCAAAGCUCAGGAACACUUGCUGGAGGAACAGCAAUGCUUCUUUCAUCUUGCCAGUGAUGAGAUCGGCCGUCGGGAGCGUCUCCACAAGAAGAAGACAGCGAGAAGAUCCUCCGCGCAAAAGUGGAAAGAGUGGCUCUUGAAAUCACAAAACCCCGGUCAUUGGAAAGCGGAUCCGGUCACCAAACAAAUGCGAGAUGUACUCUGGCCUGGCCGCAGUCUCGUCUCUUCACAAGCGAGUUCAACAGCAGAAGAAGAAGAAGAUCGCCGUUUCCCGCUCUGCUCCGGCCCCCGUUGACAUCAGAAAGGCCGACGUGAUGGUCUUCAGCUAAACCAGAACCCUCUCCUUUUUCAUGACCCGCCUCCUGUUGCAUUGCCUCGUCUCCUCCUGAAACUCCCUCGCCAUGGCCUGCUUCCUGGCGUCCGUCUUUUUCCUGGUCCUCCAGUCCUACGCUGCCCCACCGGAGCUGCUCCAGGCAGCGGUCACCCUGCACACGCUGGACCUCGAAGCGGGAACAUCCGCCAACGUCUCGGGGGACCUCCCACCCCCAGGCACGAGCAAACGAGCCCCGCACAGCAUCAUCAUCGGGGUGCGCAAGGGCGGCACCCGAGCCCUGCUGGAGAUGCUGGACAUCCACCCCGAGGUGGCGGUGGCGGCCACCGAGGUGCACUUCUUCGACUGGGACGAGAACUACGCCAAGGGCUUCGAGUGGUACCGUGACCUGAUGCCCUACUCGUACCCCAGGCAGAUCACGGUGGAGAAGACGCCGGGCUACUUCACGUCGCCCCUGGCACCCGAGCGCAUCCGCGCCAUGAACUCGUCCAUCAAGCUGCUGCUGAUCCUUCGGGACCCCGCGGAGCGGGUGGUCUCGGACUACACCCAGGUGUACUUCAACCGGCUGGAGAGCCACAAGCCCGUGCAGGCCAUCGAGAACCUGCUGGUGCGCAACGGCGCCCUCAACACCCGCUACAAGGCCAUCCACCGCAGCCUCUACGACGUGCACAUGCGCAACUGGCUGCGCCACUUCCCCCUGGAGCAGAUCCACAUCGUGGACGGGGACACGCUGAUCCACGACCCGCUGCCCGAGCUGCAGAAGGUGGAGCGCUUCCUCAACCUGCCCCCCAGGAUAGUGUCCUCUAACUUCUACUUCAACCAGACCAAGGGCUUCUACUGCAUCCGCAGCGACGGGCGGGAGCGCUGCCUGCACGAGUCCAAAGGGCGGCCGCACCCGGCUGUGAACAGCACCGUGCUGCAGAAGCUGCGCUCGUACCUGCGCGAGCACAACCACAGCUUCUACCGGCUGGUGAAGCGCACGUUUGACUGGCAAUGAGGGCACCUGGGCAGGCAGACUCAAAGAGGGAGAGGGUCCUUUCUUUGCUUUGCCUGUGAUGAGGGCAUUGAGAAUGAAUGGAAGGCAGGAAGACUGAGGGGGGAGGGAGGGUGAGGGAGAGGGAGAAGCACUUUACGACCUGACAUUUCCACACCCAUUCGAAUAGCCUCGUAAUAACUACCAUUGUAAACUCUGGUUUCCACAGAGCGGGCCGAUAUCUCAAGCCUUAGGAAUAAUUCUUCAAAUACUGUAUACUGUACUGCCAAGGUCACAUAAAAAAAUGUAAAAUGAAUCCCCAAGCUUGGCAAGUCCUUCUCUCUGUGCUGUAUUAGUCACCAUAUCGCAGCGGUUUGAAGUUUGUAAAAAAAUAAUUAAAAAAGAAUGACAAUUUUCUUUCUUCUCUUAUUUGAUAUUCUUGUUCUUAAUAAUAAAUCGGUUUUGCUUCAAGAUA